Messenger RNA from Melitaea cinxia (Glanville fritillary), 694 nucleotides. RefSeq lists its product as uncharacterized. The record is from RefSeq and is a predicted model, not a curated record. Lineage: Eukaryota; Metazoa; Arthropoda; Insecta; Lepidoptera; Nymphalidae. The transcript has 5 exons. Bases 1 to 573 code for a protein of 190 amino acids.
AUGGAAAAUACGACCCAAGUUCCUACUGGAGGUGGCUUUCGUCGAGAGCCAUCUACAGAUCCAGUUAAAGCACAAGGAAUUCUUUACAGUGCAUCAGUUAGUAAGAAAGAAAAACACGCUGCCCGUCUUUGGCAGCAAAGGUGGGGCUUUCUUACUCGAAUAAGAGAAAUGCAAGAAGAAGAAGCAUUGAAAAUAGGUAUGUCUCUAGAUGAAUAUCGCACAGCAGUUCGUUCAGUUAGCUGUAAACCUGAAAAGGAGCUUUCUGUCCACAUCGAACCCUCUCCUACACCACUACCAGCCACUAGUUCUGGAAUAAUUGGUCGUCGUGCUCUAUUUUCAUUGGAGCGGUUUGGACCGUUAGUGAAAGCGACACGUGACUACCCCCUCCGACCGUCGUUGCCUCCUGGACAAAUAUACAACCCCUACAAACAAACCAUUGUGUUCUUAGGGAGCGUUGAUGGCGACCCAAUAUCGUACAAAUUGCCGCCAGCGCGGUGUGACGUCACAGACAAAAUUUGGGGACAACCACAACAAUUAGAUGUAGCAUUAUUUGAUUUUGACGCCCUAAGUUAAUUACAAAUUACAAAAAGAAUAGGGUGGUAAAAACAACUACGUAAGCGGUAUGCUAUAUAUUAUAUAAUUUUUUCAUAUUUAUGUAUUAAAAUAAAACACUUGUAAUAAAUGUUGUGUGCGA